Molecule: messenger RNA, 1008 nt
Organism: Purpureocillium lilacinum
Lineage: Eukaryota; Fungi; Ascomycota; Sordariomycetes; Hypocreales; Ophiocordycipitaceae
Product: oligosaccharyl transferase subunit ost3/OST6
Cellular component (GO): oligosaccharyltransferase complex
Source: RefSeq, a predicted model, not a curated record
AUGCGCUUCCUCUCGACCCUCGCGUCCGCGUGCGCGCUGGUGAGCGGCGCCCUCGCCGCCGCCGGCAGCAAAGCUCCCAAGACGUCGGAGCAGCGCUUCUCCGAGUUCCGCCAGCUGGCGCGCCACUCCUCGACGAUCCAGCUCAACGACGUCUCGUACAAGUCGCUCACGGCCGCGCCCCGCGACUACAGCGUUGCCGUGCUGCUGACGGCGCUGGACGCCCGCUUCGGCUGCCAGCUCUGCCGCGAGUUCCAGCCCGAGUGGGAUCUCGUGGGCAAGAGCUGGACAAAGGGCGACAAGAAGGGCGAGGCGCGCAUGAUCUUUGGCACGCUGGACUUUUCCGAGGGGCGGGAUAUUUUCCUCUCGCUUGGCCUCCAGACUGCCCCGGUCUUGCUCUUCUUCCCUCCCACCGCCGGCCCCCAUGCCGUCGCCUCUCCGGAGCCGCUUCGCUAUGACUUCACCAGCGGACCUCCCGCCGCUGAGCAGGUGCACAACUGGAUUGUCCGCCACCUCCCCGGCCGUCCUCACCCAGAGAUCAAGCGACCCAUCAACUACAUCCGCUGGGCGGCUGGCAUCACCCUGCUGCUCGGCGUUGGCACCCUGAUCGCCACCGCCGGCCCCUACCUGCUGCCCAUCGUCCAGAACCGCAAUCUCUGGGCCGCCGGCACCAUGAUUGCCAUCCUGCUCUUCACCAGCGGCCACAUGUUCAACCACAUCCGCCACGUGCCCUAUGUCGCUGGCGAUGGCCGCGGUGGCAUCACCUACUUUGCCGGCGGCUUCCAGAGCCAGCUCGGUCUGGAGACGCAGAUUGUCGCUGCCAUGUACGGCCUGUUGUCCUUUUCCACCAUUGCCCUCGGGUCGCGCAUUCCUCGCAUCACCGAGCCCAAGAAGCAGCUCGUCGCCGCCAUCGCCUGGAUCAGCGUCAUGUUCUUCCUCAACAGCUUCCUGCUGAGCGUCUUCCGUAUCAAGAACAGCGGCUACCCCUUCUCGCUCCCUCCCUUUAUGUGA